Messenger RNA from Ceratitis capitata (Mediterranean fruit fly), 2148 nucleotides. Its product is annotated as putative ATPase N2B. The transcript is spliced from 5 exons. Lineage: Eukaryota; Metazoa; Arthropoda; Insecta; Diptera; Tephritidae. The record is from RefSeq and is a predicted model, not a curated record. Gene Ontology annotation, cellular component: cytoplasm; mitochondrion. The coding region runs from base 275 to 1669 and encodes 464 amino acids. Gene Ontology annotation, molecular function: ATP binding; ATP hydrolysis activity.
AGACAGCUGUUUCGCAGCUGACGCACAGCUGAAAUGAUUUUAUCAUUUGGCACAAAAUUUCGCGGUCAUCACGACGGAUUGGGACGGAUUGGCCUCGCUCUUGAACUUGUCAUACGCGCGUAAUCGUUGGCAUAAUUUUUACAUAACAAUGAGAAGAUGAUAAAAUAAGUGCAACUAUAAUUUAAGCUAAUUAAAUGUACAUAUCCAAAUUCUGGUGCUACCUAAAUUUAAUAAGUUUCGACGAUUGCAAUUACAAAACUAUACUACAAACAGAAUGCUGAAAACAGUAGCCAUUAAUACACGAUUAAAGUUAGGAGCAGAGUUUCAACAACUGCUCGUGGCACAACAAUCACAAAGGCUCUCACAAAGAAGAUUUGUAAGCCCUUUGGCUGCGUAUAACAGGCGUGUUGCUAGCAAGGAAUUGUUGCCUGACAAAGAGCAAAAAGCAACUACUGAGCAAUUGGAAACACUUUAUAAUAGUCUGAAGAAUUAUAAACCGAUUAUCAAGGGUGGGGGUGGUGGUGGUUUCUUUAGUUCAUUAUUUAAAGGUGACAGCAAUAAGAAUGGCGUGGAAUUGAAUGUGGGUAGUGACGUCCCACAAGGUCUCUAUAUUUUCGGCAGUGUUGGUGGAGGAAAAACUACGCUUAUGGAUAUGUUUUUUGAUUCCUGCACCGAUAUUCAACAAAAACAGCGAGUCCAUUUUAAUUCGUUUAUGACAGAUGUACACAAACGCAUACAUGAAACGAAACAACAACGCGGUCCUAACGAUCGUGCUUUUAACACGGAAAGUCCGGCGCCAUACGAUCCGACACGCCCCGUAGCAGAUCAAAUAAUAGCUGAAUCUUGGCUUAUCUGCUUCGAUGAAUUUCAAGUAACGGAUAUAGCAGAUGCCAUGAUUCUAAAGCGUCUAUUUACACACCUUUUCAAUGAUGGUCUUGUCAUGGUAGCGACAAGCAAUCGACAUCCAAAGGAAUUAUACAAAAAUGGGCUGCAGCGUAGCAAUUUUCUACCCUUCAUCGAUAUACUACAACAUCGUUGUAUAGUCAGUGAACUUAAUAGCGGCAUUGACUAUCGACGUAUCGCGAAAUCUGGUGCGACUAAUUACUUUGUCAAGUCGGAAACCGAUGCCAAUGCGGAAAUGGAACGUAUGUUUAAAAUUCUUUGUACUCAAGAAAACGAUAUUGUACGUCCACGUAUCAUAACACAUUUUGGGCGUAACUUGUCUUUCCAGAAGACGUGCGGACGUGUUUUGGAUAGCAGUUUUGAAGAGCUCUGUGAUCGCCCUCUUGCUGGUAGUGAUUAUCUUCAAAUUGCACAACUUUUCCAUACAGUGCUGAUACGAGAUGUACCUAAAAUGAAUUUAUUUAUUAAAUCUCAAAUGCGACGCUUUAUUACGCUUAUCGACACGCUCUAUGACAAUCGUGUUCGCCUUGUUGUCUCUGCAGACACACCUCUUGAUAAGCUAUUUGAUAUUACAGACAAGCCCAUUGGUUUGGCAGACUCAGAACGUACUUUGAUGGACGACUUGAAUAUUCAACAGGAUUCUAAAGAAUCAGCGGCUAACUAUUUUACUGGUGAUGAAGAGGCGUUCGCUUUCGACCGCACGAUUUCACGAUUAUAUGAAAUGCAGAAAAAGGAAUAUUGGGAACAAUGGGCUAAACACCGCUAAAUAGUUUUGUAUAUUACUCUCGCAACUCGUUUAGUGUUCGUAUGUACUUAAUUUAAAGUAAAAAUGACAAUAUUAUAAAAUAUCAUAAAUUUCAAUAUGAUACUUUUCAAAAUAGAAUUUUAAAUUUUGCGAAAAUUUCAAAAUUUGUUCAAGUUUAAAUCAAAAAGCUAAGCUUAUUACCAAAAUUGAUAUAAGAUUAAAAACAGCUUAAAAAUGUAAUGCUAUUACUAUAAAACAAUGUUAUUCUUUAGGUUUCAAAUUUUUAAUUGUGGAAUUCAUUAAUUUAUUUGUCAUUUGCAGAAGCAAACGCUGCCAAGUUUUUAGUUGUAUAUAAUGCAAGCUUUAACAAUAGUAUUAUAAAGUACAAUAUUUAAGUAAUAAAUAAAUGCUAAUUAAAAAUUUUGAAGGAAAUGUAACAUAAAAGCAACGUAAAUAAAAGCAAUAUAACAUAAACAUGCAGCCAGCCAAAUGUGCGUUAU